Molecule: messenger RNA, 1549 nt
Organism: Tuber melanosporum (Perigord truffle)
Lineage: Eukaryota; Fungi; Ascomycota; Pezizomycetes; Pezizales; Tuberaceae
Exons: 4
Coding region: 1-1452 (483 amino acids)
Biological process (GO): transmembrane transport
Cellular component (GO): membrane
Molecular function (GO): transmembrane transporter activity
Source: RefSeq, a predicted model, not a curated record
AUGAGUCUCUUCACCACCCACUGUCCUUCAAUGGGGGUAAAACUCGAGUCCAUGCCCCCAGCAUACCACACCCAACCUCUCUACCGCGGUGCGACCCCCGGCUACGCCGAAACAGACCCAGACGAGCUCCGACGUUCGGACCCGCCGACGCCCGCGGGGUCCACAACCCCAAUUCGCUCUCUCUCGCGCCCCGUGACUCCCUUCCCCUCCUCCGCCUCUUCCCCAGACGGAGAAGGCAUAGGAAUGGUCCAGACACUCCGCUGCCCCCAAAUAAAUCUCCUCCGGCUUAUCGCUGCCUGCUGCUUGAACUUCUGUAAUGGAAUCAAUGACGCUGCGCCCGGAGCUCUGAUACCGUACAUGGAGAAGCACUACGGCAUCGGAUAUGCCAUCGUUUCGUUGAUUUUCUUGUCGAAUGCCGCGGGGUUCAUAUUUUCUGCUACGAUAUCGCAGGUCACUUAUGCUAGGAUAGGGCGGGCGAGGACGGUUUUGGUGGGGGUUCUGAUGAUGGUGUUGGCGUACGUAGUUGCUUCUGUCACCCCGCCGUUUGGAGCUGUUGUGAUGAGUUUUUUCUUGAUGGGUGGGGGGAUGAGUUUGAUUUUGGCGCAGUGUAAUGUUUUUGCGUCGAGUUUGGCGGGGAGUACCACUGCUUUUGGUUAUGUGCAUGGUGCGUAUGGGCUUGGUGGAACAAUAUCCCCGCUUAUUGCUACAGCUAUGGCUUCCCGUGGGAUCCUCUGGUCGAGGUUUUACCUCUUGCUCCUGGGAAUUGCCAUAUUCAAUUCCUUCCUGGCGACGUACGCCUUUUGGAACAGCGAGAAGGAUAGCACGCCUGUCCGGCUCCCUGGGGGUAAUACGGGCGUAUUAUCUACGAAGGAUAUCCUUAGGAAGAGUAUCAAGAACAAAUACACUCUUUUGACUGCGAUUUUCAUAUUUGCUUAUCAGGGCGCAGAAGUAGCCAUUGGCGGCUGGACGAUCUCCUUCCUAAUCACUGCCCGCGCCGGGGACCCUGCCGAAGUCGGGUACGUCGUCUCCGGUUUCUGGGCCGGUAUAACCGUCGGCCGGCUCGCCCUCAGCCACCUUUGCACGCGCAUCGGCGAGCGCCUAUCCGUCUUCAUCUUGACCGCAGGCUCAAUAAUAUUCCAAGUCCUCGUCUGGACGGUCCCUAACAUUAUCUCCAACGCUGUCUCUAUCGCUCUCGUCGGUCUGCUACUUGGACCGCUAUACCCGUGCGUCAUGACUAUUACUACGAAGCUUAUUGAUAGGAGGUUGCAUGUAUCCUCGUUGACUUUUAUUUCUGCUUUUGGGAGCUCGGGCGGUGCGAUUGCGCCAUUUACGACCGGUAUGCUGGCGAGUAAAUUCGGUGCUUGGGUUUUGCAUCCGGUUAGUAUUGGGAUGUUUGUUGCUAUGGAGGGGAUUUGGUUUUUGUUGCCCAAGGUGAGGAAGAGGGAUGAGUAAGUAAGAGGGGGUCUUGGAUGUGUUAUAGAAUUUGGUUGUUGCGGUGAGGUUGUUUCUUUUUUUCUUUUUCUUUCUUUUCUUGGGGGGGGGGGGGUUA